This is a messenger RNA of Myxocyprinus asiaticus (Chinese sucker), 398 nucleotides long. Its product is annotated as 40S ribosomal protein S21-like. The transcript has 6 exons. The record is from RefSeq and is a predicted model, not a curated record. Gene Ontology annotation, molecular function: structural constituent of ribosome. Bases 93 to 344 code for a protein of 83 amino acids. Lineage: Eukaryota; Metazoa; Chordata; Actinopteri; Cypriniformes; Catostomidae. Gene Ontology annotation, cellular component: cytosolic small ribosomal subunit; ribosome. Gene Ontology annotation, biological process: endonucleolytic cleavage in ITS1 to separate SSU-rRNA from 5.8S rRNA and LSU-rRNA from tricistronic rRNA transcript (SSU-rRNA, 5.8S rRNA, LSU-rRNA); endonucleolytic cleavage to generate mature 3'-end of SSU-rRNA from (SSU-rRNA, 5.8S rRNA, LSU-rRNA); translation.
AAUAACAUCACUUCCGGUCUCUUUCUCCUUCCUUUCCGCGUCGGCCUUUUGUGAUAAGCGUUUGAGCUGAUUAACAGUCAAGUAAACUCAAGAUGCAGAACGACGCUGGUGAAUUCGUGGACCUGUACGUCCCCCGUAAAUGCUCUGCUAGCAACAGAAUCAUUGGUGCCAAAGACCAUGCCUCUAUCCAGCUCAACAUUGCUGAGGUGGACAGGGCAACAGGCAGGUUCAAUGGACAGUUCAAGACCUAUGCCAUCUGUGGAGCUAUCCGUAGAAUGGGUGAAGCUGAUGAUUCUCUCCUGAGGCUCGCAAAGAAGGACAGCAUUGUAGCAAAGAACAUUUGAGUUUAAGGAUGGGCUCCUGAAGUUUCUUUGUAAAAAUAAAAAAGUUAAUUUGAA